Messenger RNA from Stereum hirsutum FP-91666 SS1, 738 nucleotides. RefSeq names its product O-methyltransferase family 3 protein. Lineage: Eukaryota; Fungi; Basidiomycota; Agaricomycetes; Russulales; Stereaceae. Gene Ontology annotation, molecular function: O-methyltransferase activity; S-adenosylmethionine-dependent methyltransferase activity. The transcript has 4 exons. The coding region runs from base 1 to 690 and encodes 229 amino acids. The record is from RefSeq and is a predicted model, not a curated record.
AUGUCCGUGGGCUUUGGAGACCUCCCCGCCACCACCUAUGCGGACUGGUGCCGCUCCGACGAAUACCACAACUCCUUCUUGAUCCCUCGCGACGAAGCCGUCGAGGCCGCGAUGAAGAACAGUGCCGCGUCUGGCUUGCUCGAUAUCGAGGUCAGCAGGUCCCAUGGCAAGUUUUUGCACCUCCUCGCGAGGACGAUCAAUGCGAAACGCGUUCUGGAGGUCGGGACGCUCGGCGGGUUUUCUGCGACUUGUUUCGCGAGAGCGGUGCCCGAAGACGGCCAAGUCGUCACUUGCGAGCUGGAGCCCAAGCACGCCAAGGUCGCUGAAGAGAACCUGAAACUCGCCGGCGUUGACUCCAAGGUCAAGAUCUUAGUCGGACCCGCCAGAGACACCCUUCCGGCUCUGCAGCCCGACGAGCCCUUCGACAUGGCGUUCAUCGACGCCGACAAGGUCAACAACGUCUACUACUUCAUCGAGGCGAAGCGAAUGGUCAGGAAGGGAGGCAUCAUCAUCGUCGACAAUGUCGUUCGUAACGGCACCGUCAGUAUCCCAACGAACGUGGAGGAACCAAACUUGGGAGUCAGGAAGUUGCUCGCGUAUUUGAAGGAGGACAAGGAGGUGGAGGCGACGACGGUGGGGACGGCGGGUCAAAAAGGGUACGACGGUUUCCUAUAUGCUCUGAAGCUCUGAGUGAGCAGAGAAGCACGGGUAACGUACGACAAGCGGCCCAUAUUCGGC